CAUAAAGUCUGAAUGAUGACAAGGAAACUUACACAAAACCUAAACGCCCGUCUCCCACAGUUUGACAACGCAACGCUGGUCAACGACAUCGCGCUGCUGCAGCUGGUCCGCUCGGCGCGCAGGAAGCCCAACAUCGACGCUGUCUGCAUGCCCAAGCUCAACGACUUCGCCGAGGGCAGCCCCGCCACCUGCUUUGUCACAGGCUGGGGCAGGAGGAACGAAGAGACCGAGCACAGCGUCGUCCUAAAGGAGAUCAGCGUGCCCCUGUGGAGCAACCCCGCCUGUCAGAACGCCCUCAGGGAACAGUUCGGGCCGGCCUACUCGCUCCCUACGACAGCCCUCUGCGCCGGGGCUGAGGGACGUGACGCCUGCGAUGGCGACGGCGGCGGCCCUCUGGUGUGCGAGAAGGAGGGCCACUGGUACCAGGUGGGCGUCGUCAGCUUCGGCAUCGGGUGCGGGCGGCGCAACAUCCCGGGCGUGUACACGAGGGUGCAGGCCUUCGAGGGGUGGAUCAAGGACACUAUCGGCGUGCACCACCACCCUUGACGCGGCGCCGUUCCUCAUCGCUCGACGCCGCACCGCUCAUGCCAACACAUUCAUCGUGACGCAACCACCAUUCUUGGCUCCAGCACACGCACGGGCGGCGUCGGGAGGCCCCGCGGGCGGCUCGUGCCCGGGGAGAAACGUGUGUGACUGGUUCGCAAAUACAAACACGUGUGUGUGUAGUAUGAACUCAACUAUGUAUACAUAUAAUCACACACACGAACACAC
Messenger RNA from Penaeus chinensis, 771 nucleotides. Its product is annotated as phenoloxidase-activating factor 2-like. Gene Ontology annotation, molecular function: serine-type endopeptidase activity. The record is from RefSeq and is a predicted model, not a curated record. Lineage: Eukaryota; Metazoa; Arthropoda; Malacostraca; Decapoda; Penaeidae. The transcript has 3 exons. Bases 13 to 546 code for a protein of 177 amino acids. Gene Ontology annotation, biological process: proteolysis.